Molecule: messenger RNA, 2070 nt
Organism: Candida tropicalis MYA-3404
Lineage: Eukaryota; Fungi; Ascomycota; Pichiomycetes; Serinales; Debaryomycetaceae
Gene: HRK1
Product: putative serine/threonine protein kinase
Exons: 1
Coding region: 1-2070 (689 amino acids)
Biological process (GO): protein phosphorylation; intracellular signal transduction
Molecular function (GO): protein serine/threonine kinase activity; ATP binding
Source: RefSeq, a predicted model, not a curated record
AUGCCAGAUAAACAUAAAUUAAAGUUGUUUGGUAAACACAAGCACGAUAAAGAAGAUGAACUAGAUUCAUCCAACCAAGCUCAUAAUCGAAAAUUCUUGGGUUUCCAUAUAGGUAAACAUGAAUCCUGUGAUUCUUUGACUUCCCCUACAAUGACUAAUUCAUCUGAUCACCACCACCACAAUCAAUCCCAUAGUGUUCAACAUAGUCGUAAUCCAUCCCCAAGUCAGGCUCACACCACGACUUCCAUGUCGAUACAGUCACCUCAACCACAUGGUCAUAAUGCAUUAAACAAACAAGAUUCAGACCUGUCUCUUAAAAAGCCGGCUGGAUCAAUGGCAGAUUUAAAGAAGUUCUUUAAAACGAAGAAAACAUCAAACCCAAGAAAAGAUGGUCAUAAUAUUUUAGGUUUAUACAGUAACCAAUUGCAUUCUCCUCCUCCAAUGGCACAUAGUAAUUCUGGUGGAGCAAGUAGCAACGUUAGUGGCUUACACUCUCGAGAUCAGUCAUCAACAUCUUUGGCUAAUUUGAUCAAUCAAACUUCCAGUCAGUUGUUAUAUAAUGCAUCACAUUCAACCAAUAACAAUCGAGAUCCGUUUACUGACGACAACUCCCCAUGGGUUAAGAAGUAUGGUAAAGUUGGUAAAGAAUUAGGUAGCGGUGCAGGUGGAUCUGUCAAGUUGGUUACUAGACCAAGUGAUUCUAAAACUUUUGCCGUUAAAGAGUUUAGACCAAAGAGAUCAUCUGAAUCUUUGAAAGACUACACCAGAAAAUGUACUGCUGAAUACUGCAUUGGGUCAACUUUAGUACAUCCAAAUAUUAUCAAGACCAUGGAUAUUAUCCAUGAAAACAACCGUUAUUUUGAAGUUAUGGAGUAUGCUCCAAUUGAUUUCUUUGCUGUUGUUAUGAGUGGAGAAAUGUCGCGUACGGAGAUAAACUGUUGUUUUAAACAAAUCAUUGAGGGUGUAACAUAUUUGCAUACUUUAGGUUUGGCUCAUCGUGAUUUGAAAUUGGAUAACUGUGUUAUCACCAAGGAAGGUAUUUUGAAGAUUAUCGAUUUUGGAAGUGCGGUCAUUUUCAAAUAUCCAUAUGAACAAACUGGUAAUUCUAAAGAUGUUAUUCAUCUAUGUCAUGGUAUUGUUGGUUCAGAUCCUUAUUUGGCUCCUGAAGUGUUGAAAUCACCAAAUAGUUACAAUCCACAACCAGUUGAUAUUUGGUCUAUUGCCAUAAUAUACUGUUGUAUGACGUUGAAGAGAUUCCCUUGGAAAAUUCCAAACGCAGAAAAGGAUAACAGUUUCAAACUUUAUUGUAUGUUUGAUGAUAAUUUCCAUGAUUAUUAUUUGAGUAAUGAAUGUCAUAAGUUAUUGUUACAGCAACGUAAAUUGAAGAAUACCAUUGUCAGACUGAACAAGAGAAAGAAGCAACUAGAGGAAGAAAGUGAACUUGAAGCUGAACAUAAUGAUGAUAAUAAUAAUAAUAAUAGUAAUACUAUGGAUGGUGAACAGCAAGAUGAAGAAAUGAAAGAUGCUGAACAAACUCAAACUCCAACUCCUAACGCAACACCUGCUCCUGAACCAGGUUCUACAAAGGACAAUAAAUCCAACGAGGCAGUUCCAGUAUUGACAGACGAACAAGCUGAAGAAAUAAUGGCUCAAUUACAUGAAAUUGAUUUGAAAUUAGAAGAGUUUGAAAACAAAAAGAAUGAGUUAAAGAAACAGUAUGAAGAAGCCCGUGAUAGUGAUCCAAACUACCAAAAACAAUUGACCCAAAUUCACGAAGAAGAAGAGAAGCAAAAACAAAAAGAAGCUGAACAUGGUGGUGAUGAAAAGAAAAAGUCGCAUCAUAAACAAAUACAUGGUCCUUAUAGAUUAAUGAGAUUGUUACCUCAUGCAGCUCGUCCAAUCAUUUCCAGAAUGUUAGAGGUUGAUCCUAAGAAAAGAGCUACCAUGGAAGAAGUUAUGGAAGAUGAAUUUAUAAAAGGAAUAACCAGCUGUACUGUCAAACAAGAUAUUGAUGGCUGCGAAGAAGAAGUAAUCAAAGGUAGUCCUCCUCAUGAGCAUACAAUCGUAUAA